Molecule: messenger RNA, 549 nt
Organism: Magnolia sinica
Lineage: Eukaryota; Viridiplantae; Streptophyta; Magnoliopsida; Magnoliales; Magnoliaceae
Product: serine/arginine-rich splicing factor SC35-like
Exons: 1
Coding region: 1-549 (182 amino acids)
Molecular function (GO): RNA binding
Source: RefSeq, a predicted model, not a curated record
AUGGAGGCUCCCCUACGGGGGAGACUCGGAGAAGGAAACAGUCGUAUAACAAAGCCAGUUUUUACGCUCCUGGCAUCUACAAACAGGGGCUUCACCCUAUUUGUGGCAAACCUCCCUUACGAUUGUAACUAUGAGGAUACUUACAGGAUAUUCCAGUGGUAUGGAAAUGUAACUGAUGUCUAUAUUCCACAAUUCCCUAAUUCCCCAAAACUGAGAGGCUAUGCCUAUGUGAGAUUCCAGUAUGAAGACAAAGGGAGAGCAGCCAUGGGUGUUCUUGACGCCCGCAGAAUUGAUGGACGCAUUGUGCAGGUGAUGGUGGCCAAACCCAGAGGUAACUCUUCUUCUAGCCUUCCUCGAUCCCCUCCUUUCGCACCCAACCCUUGUCCUGUCGCACCCGACCCUGGCCCUGUUCCCCUUAACCGAUCUUUUGCAGAAACCUUGCGAAAUAACAUUUAUAAAGAACCUCGGAUGCCCUCCUUGCCAAAGACUCAGCUAGACAUUGAUAAUGUCACAACUAUAGUUGAUAACGGAGAAGUGCGAUUAAAAUAG